ACUGCCAGCACUCUCGUUGUAGCUGAAGCCAAAUCUUCUGGAAUCUACAGUUGUGUAGCAUCCAAUAAAGUGGGAAAAGCCGGAAGAAACGUCAGCUUUAUUGUAACAGAUGUACCAAGUGGAUUCCACAUUAGUUUGGAAAAAAUGCCCAUUGAAGGAGAGAAUUUGAUAUUGUCCUGUUCAGCCAACAAAUUCCUGUACAAAGACAUUGCUUGGAUUUUACCGAGGACAGUCAACAACCAAACGAAAGCAAGAAGGUCUCUCAACAGAGAGUACUCCACCACCCUCACUCUGACCAUCAGGAACGUUUCCCUGGCACACUCAGGCACCUAUGCCUGCCGAGCAAGGAACAUAUACACGGGGAAAGAAGUGGUUCAAAAGAAAGACGUUACAAUCAGAGCUCAAGAGGCACCAGCCCUGCUGCAGCACCUUGUGGAUCAGACAGUGAACACCAGUAACUCAGCCAUGUUGGAGUGCCAGGUUCGUGGCAUCCCUGAGCCCCAGAUAUCUUGGUUUAAAAACCAUGAGGAAAUACAGCAAGAAUCAGGAAUAAUUUUAGGGCCUGGAAGCCGUAUGCUGUUUAUUGAAAGAGUAAAAGAGGAGGAUGAAGGACUUUACCAGUGUAUAGCCACCAACUUAAAAGGGUCCGUGGAGAGUGCAGCCUAUGUGACGGUACAAGGCACAUCAGAGAGGUCAAACCUGGAGCUAAUAACCCUGACCUGUACCUGCGUGGCUGCAACACUCUUUUGGCUCCUGUUGACCCUCUUCAUUCGCAAGCUGAAGAGGCCUUAUUCCUCUGAAAUGAAGACCAACCAUUACCUGUCAAUCAUAAUGGAUCCUGAUGAAGUCCCCUUAGAUGAGCAAUGUGAACGUCUGCCUUAUGAUGCCAGCAAGUGGGAGAUUGCAAGAGAAAGGCUUAAACUAGGAAAGUCUCUUGGACAUGGAGCUUUUGGAAAAGUGGUGCAAGCAUCUGCUUUUGGAAUUAAGAAAUCGCCAACAUGCAGAAUAGUUGCUGUGAAAAUGCUGAAAGAAGGGGCCACAGCAAGCGAGUACAAAGCACUGAUGACUGAGCUGAAAAUCCUGAUCCACAUUGGUCAUCAUCUCAAUAUUGUGAAUUUGCUGGGAGCUUGUACAAAAAAUGGAGGGCCUCUGAUGGUGAUUGUUGAAUACUGCAAAUAUGGGAAUUUAUCAAACUACCUGAAGAGCAAGAGGAAUUUUUUCUGCCCUAACAAGGACUCCUCUCUGCAAGGAGACCCAAUGAAUGAGAAAAAGGAUAUUGAGCCGGUGGAAGGCAAAAAACAAAGACUGGCUAGUGUCACCAGCAGCGAGAGCUUCGCAAGCUCUGGGUUCCAGGAAGAUAAAAGUCUGAGUGAUGCGGAGGAGGACGAGGAGGAUGCAGGUGAGCUCUACAAGUUGCCCCUCACUAUGGAGGACCUGAUCUCCUACAGCUUUCAGGUGGCCAGAGGCAUGGAGUUCCUCUCCUCCAGAAAGUGCAUUCAUCGUGACCUGGCAGCCAGAAACAUCCUUUUAUCUGAGAACAAUGUCGUGAAGAUCUGUGAUUUUGGCCUCGCAAGGGAUAUUUAUAAGAAUCCUGAUUAUGUGAGAAAAGGAGAUGCCCGACUUCCUCUCAAGUGGAUGGCUCCAGAAUCCAUAUUUGAUAAAAUCUACAAUACAAAGAGCGACGUGUGGUCCUACGGGGUCUUGCUGUGGGAGAUAUUUUCCUUGG
Antrostomus carolinensis (chuck-will's-widow) is the source of this 1726-nucleotide messenger RNA. RefSeq names its product vascular endothelial growth factor receptor 1. Gene Ontology annotation, molecular function: growth factor binding; transmembrane receptor protein tyrosine kinase activity; ATP binding. NCBI's taxonomy places the organism in Eukaryota, Metazoa, Chordata, Aves, Caprimulgiformes, Caprimulgidae. The annotation marks the transcript as partial. The record is from RefSeq and is a predicted model, not a curated record. The transcript has 13 exons. Gene Ontology annotation, cellular component: plasma membrane; signaling receptor complex. Gene Ontology annotation, biological process: positive regulation of kinase activity; multicellular organism development; protein phosphorylation.